Podarcis lilfordi (Lilford's wall lizard) is the source of this 11586-nucleotide messenger RNA. The record is from the annotation of a GenBank genome assembly. NCBI's taxonomy places the organism in Eukaryota, Metazoa, Chordata, Lepidosauria, Squamata, Lacertidae.
AUGCUCUCCCGCUUGCUGAGGGAGCACCAGGCGAAGCAGGGCGAGAGGAAAGAGCUGCAAGGUGAGCGCGGCCUAGCGCCCCUUCCGAAGCCUCCGGGCUCGCGUAGCAGCUCGGCUGCUUCGGACGCAAAAACCAAAACACCGCGGGGCCCCGGGCGCGCGGGCCUUGCUCCGAGCGUCGCCUUGGCAACCGCCCACCGCCAAUGAAAACGCCCUUGCGGCAGCGGUGGGUUGUCGCUAUUGGUCCAGAGGGCUGUCAUUGGAGAGAAAAGGGGAGGGGAGGAGGAGUGCGUACCUGCCGGCCAUCAGGAGCCAAACGAACGGGAGUUUCCGGCGCCUCUGCUUUACUCUCUUGUGUACGUUUGAGCUCAGCUGUGAAUAGGAAUGUUACGCACUUUAGCUACGGCAUUUCGGGGCCUCCGGGUUCCCAUACCCCCCAACAUUUCUCCGAUGUAAUAGCGACUUUCUAUAUUAUUAUUAUUAUUUACUUUUGAUGCCCCCGCCACUCUGGGCGGCUUCCAACAUAUAUUAAAACAUAAUAAAACAUUAAACUCCCCCUUCAAAUGGCUCAGAGUUCAGAUAACGUCAUACCCUCCAACAUUUAUCCGAUGUAAUAGGGACGUUCAAUGAUGAUGAUUAUUUACUAUUUAUGCCCCACCCAUCUGACUGGGUUGCCCCAGCCAUUCUGGGCAGCUUCCAGCAUAUAUUAAAACCUAAUAAAACAUUAAAAGCUUCCCCUUCAAAUGGCUCAGGGUUCAGAUAACUCCAUACUCUCCCAGCAUUUCCCCGUUGAAAAUAGGAAUGUCCUAAGGGAAAGCAGGACUUUCCGGGAUCAAACCAGAAACAAGGACUGUUGAAAAUAGGGGCACUUGGAGGGUUUUGGGUUCCCACCGUUUACUUGUCGAAAUCGAGGGUUGCAUUGAGCGCAGCAACCAUGAAAGCCAGGAAAUGGGGAGUUGUGGAGCAAGGUUUGGUGGAGAACAUGUGGCUUCCUAGAUGCCGAGGGAAGCGUUUUGGAUUGCCUAGGCCCAAAAAAGUGUUUUUCCACUUGGGCAUCUCUUCGCGUUGGCGCUCUGCCACUUUAUCUGUUGGGUGGCUUGUUGCUGUUGGACCAUAACUUCCAUCACCCACUGGCAGCUUAGCUAAUGCUCGGGGCUGAUGGGCGUUGUAGUCCAACAACAACUGUAGACCAACCCGAGGUUCAAGAGCACUGCCAGACUCAUUUUUUUAAAAGGCUCCUUCUGAUUAUUCUGCCUCAGUGUCCCCCUUCCAGCACACUGUCAAAUUAGUAGGAAGGAUAUGGAUGCACAAAUAUAAGUUCGUGCACACAUUUAAGGCUCAUCCACACUCCUGUGUGUCCUCUGCUUAGAAAGCACAGGCCAGAUCAGUUUGCCGCUUGCCACACUCCUUUCCCAGGGAAAAUCUGCUCUUAAGCUUUAAAUCGGAACAAAUUGUUUGCUCCAAUUGAGUGCUAAAUAGCGAGUUGGGGGGGGGGCACUGUGGAGAUGUUGAAAAGCCCUCAGUGUUUGCUUAGGGGAGUGGAGAUGAAAAUACCAAACUUGGAAGAAAAGGCAGCAGCACAUGCAUGUUUGACGAUCUAGUUCCAGCAUUAUGAGGACAAGUUGCAUGAAGCAAACAAAGCGUUGAUACAUCUUCAAUUUGUGCCCCUCUCGCAAAACGUAUAGACAUUUUGAGAUAACACUAAAGAGGCCUCUGCUUCCCCUCUCUCUAGAACGGCGGAGGCGAGAGGCCAUUGCUGCAGCCACUUGCUUAACCGAAGCCCUGGUUGACCACUUGAACAUUGGGUAAGCGGUACUGAGUAAUGAUGGCUCCUACAAACCUUUGGUUAAUAGUACCACAUACGUGGAUGUUACCCAUUUCGGCGUGUGAGCUGUUUUCCACCUUUAGGCUGCUAAAAUGCUCCCUAACAAGGAAAUGUCAACUGAGAACCUGCAUAGUAGUGGGGGACAGUCAUGACUCGGUAGAAGUUCCAGCUGGUGCAGAAUGCAACAGCUGGACUGCGGACAGCAAUAAAUGGCUCACGGCUCGUGAUACCAUUGCUAAAACAUCUGCACUGGUCAUGUUCAAGGUUCUUGUGUUUAUAUGCAAAGCCCUGAAAAACGUGGGUCCAGGAUACCUUAAGCCCAGCUCAAUCGCAGAUGGUACACUUUCUAUUGAAUUCAUAUCUUUCAAAAAAGAACGACGCAGGCUCCAUUCAUAGGCUAUUAGUUUCCCUUCCAUGUUGAACACCUAACUGGCCUGCCCUAGGAGUUGGGCAUUUCAUGUUGCCAGCCCCAUAUUGUGGAACAAUCCUCCAGCCCAGAUUCUAGCUAGCAUCCUCGCUUUUUUACUUUCAGGCAUCUCUUGAAGACUUUUUAAUGCUGGCAGGCCAUGUCUUGUGGCAGUGAAUUUCAUAGUUUAACUAGAUGUCAUGUGAAGAACUACUCCCUUUGAUCUAUCCUGAAACUCCCCAUCACUCAACUUCAUCAGAUGACUCCUGGUUCUAGUAUUACAAAGCAUGUUGCUCUCCACAACAUGAAUAAUUGCAUAAAACUCUCACAUCCCUCCAUAGUCACCUUUCCCCACUCCUAAAGAGGCCCCAAACAUUUUAUCCUUUCCUUGUAGGGAAGUUGCUGCAGUCCUUGGGUCCCUUUGGCUGCCAUUUUCUGUACUUUUUCAGUUCUAUAAUAUCCUUUUUGAGUACCGCAGCCAGAUCUAUACACAACAUUCCAAGUGUGGUUGCAUCAUAAAAUUGUAUAGCGGCAUUUCGAUCUUGGCAGUUUUAUUUUUCCUUUCAUAAUGAUCAUACAUCACCUUGGUACACUUCUUUAAGUUGCUUAGAGCUGAAUAUUGAAGACCGGACUAGAGAGUUCCUGUGUCUGUUGAAGUAGCUUUCCAGUUCCUUUAAUUUUUGCCUUAGCUGAUACCUCCAUAUUGCUCAGCAAAGCAAUUUGCCUUAGCCUGAGAAAGUUUGAUAUGAUUGGGAGAAUAUUAGCUUUACAAACCUAAGUUUCUAGCCUGCAGAGUUGACUGUAAAGCUUUCGGAAGAGUGACUUAAGAUCCACAAUGCAGAAGGAAUAAUUGCCAGGAAUAAUGGCUGAAAAACACCCUAAGGCAAGAGCUUUUUACGUCAGCAAAGUAUAACAUACUAAUUAGAAGGGCAUUCUUUCUUAAUUUUGGUCAGCUAAGCUCUUUGUGGUCCAUGUUGCGUUUUAAAGUUGUUCUCCCCUAUUAAAUUAAACAAUAUUCAUAAACAGUGGACAGAAGGGCCACUAACCCUAUGCCUUAUCCAAGCUGCAGACCUGCCUCUCACUGCCAUGAAAAGUGGAAGUUGCUGCAUUUCUAUAGCAUGACCUAUUAUCGCCUUGACAAGUGGUGUCCAGUCUCUGCUAUUGGCGCCAUCCAGCUCUGUGGUUAGCUGAUGAGAAGUCUCUGCUGCUUCAUUCUUCUGGCCCACACUUCCCUAGGGGUUUUUGGCAGCAUUGCUAAGUCUGUAUUGAUUGUUUAGAAUGGGAGAGACCACAUGGCUACCCUUGCUUUGCUCUUUCCCAAGGAUAUUGCCACACAGUGUAGAUUGGAGGGGAACACAGAAAAGAAGGUCUAUUAAGAAGUAGUAACGUACGUGUUAAAACAAAUCUGAAGUAAGCUUUCAGGCGUCACUACUUCUGCACAGAAAGCAUGCCUCCUGUUCACCUUCCUGCUUCUUGCCUGCUAUUUUAAAGCAGGGAUUACUUCACUGUUCCCAAACACUUGCUGUAUUUAGCUGCCCUGGGAGAGUUACUUGGAUUCCAGCUGCAUGACUUCCAGGGCUGGUGGGAUAGUGGGGAAACAACAUCUCUGCUUUGACCAGUCAAGCUUUUUGAGUCUGUCACAGUUCAGAUGCUAGAAGGCAAUGUGAGGUUAAAACCCAACGCUGCCAUUUUCAUUGUCACCUUGCAAAAUGUAUGCGGACAAGACCAUUUGUUAUGGUAUCCUGAUCUUUUCCCCCUCACAGAGAACCACCUGUGGUCACUCUAGAGAUGUUGGUGAUGGAAAUACAGAAAUAUUGUAACAUUAAGGAAUCUUAGAAGGAUGUUGGAUAGAAACUAAGUGGUUUCCAGCUGUAAUGCUUUAAGAGAUACGAAAAAAGGUUUACAAAUGGGUAAAAGCUUAAUGGUAAGGAUUUGCUGAACUAACAAACUGAACUGGAAUACAAAAAAGGAAGGUACGAGGAGGUCCGGGGAAAUAAGUGUAAGGAAGAUAUGCUAUGGAAAAUUAACGUGUUUUUAACUGUUUUUAUUUUGUAUGUUUCUCUUUAUUUUUCAUUUUUUUGUUAUAUCUUAAAAACUUUAUUCUUUUUUUCUGUAUUUUGUAUUUUCUUGUAUUUUAUUUUUUGUUUUUGUAUUCUUUGAAACUUUAAUAAAUAUUUAAAAAAAAAGAGAGAGAGAUGUUGGUGAUGGGACAUUUCCCCCCAAGCUUUUGAUGGGCUAAGAUGAUGUUUUUGCAGUUGCCGUACUGCCUCUUCCCUUCUAUUGGCAACCUUUGCUUGAUUUUCAGCUUUGAGGAGUAAUUCCCUUCAUUAUACAGUAAUUUUGAAAGCUUGGCCAUAAUAGGGGCCGCUAUUUGUAUGUGGGCUUGAUAGAAUGCAGAAUUAAAGGCGCCCAGCCUCAUGCGUACAUAACCUGCUGAGCUGUAAUUGCUAGAGUAAUCCUUUCUUCGAAAUUCAAUCUAGGAAAUUUCCAUUGAUAUAAAAAUAUUUUCCAUUACUUUCCAUACUCAACUACAUUGUGUUUAUACAGUAAAUUGUAGUUUGAAGAAAUAUAGUUCUCCAUGGUCCGUGCUUAUUAAAGAUGGAAUGGUGCAUUUCUGUUGUUCUUUUGUCAGUUGCCAUGCUAAAAACAUUCCUCGCUUGGUAGCUUUUUCAAAACAUCUCUUGUUUUAAGGAGGCAAAGGAUUUUUCUGCCCUGUAUAUGUACAUGAAUCCAGCGCUAACUCAGAAAUAGUACCUCGGGUUAAGAACUUUGCUUCAGGAUGAGAACAGAAAUCGUGCUCUGGCAGCAGGAGGCCCCAUUACCUAAAGUGGUGCUUCAGGUUAAGAACAGUUUCAGGUUAAGAACGGACCUCCAGAACGAAUUAAGUACUUAACCUGAGGUACCACUGUACUGGGAUGAAAACAGCAAGCUGCUCCCUCCUCUUGUCAUUUCUAGCUGCUAAAAUACUAAAAUGGUCCUCUUUAAAAACAUCCCACAAUACUAAACCUGUAUCAACUCGUCCUUCAUUUAUAAUACAUUAUAUCCUUAAUUUUUGGUGGGUACAGGGACACGGGUGGCGCUGUGGGUAAAACCUCAGCGCCUAGGAUUUGCCGAUCGCAUGGUCGGCGGUUCGAAUCCCCACGGUGGGGUGAGCUCCCGUCGUUCGGUCUCAGCUCCUGCCCACCUAGCAGUUCGAAAGCACCCUUAAGUGCAAGUAGAUAAAUAGGUACCGCUUUAUAGCGGGAAGGUAAACGGCGUUUCCGUGUGCUGCUCUGGUGCCGGUUAGCCAGAGCAGCUUCGUCACGCUGGCCACGUGACCCGGAAGUGUCUCCGGACAGCGCUGGCCCCCGGCCUCUUAAGUGAGAUGAGUGCACAACCCUAGAGUCUGGCAAGACUGGCCCGUACGGGCAGGGGUACCUUUACCUACCUUUACCUUACAGGUUUCUUAAUUGUCACUCCAGCUUUUCAUGUAAUGACUUUAUUUUCUUCCAUCUAAGAAAAAUUAUAAUUCCCAUCUCUGUGGAAAAUAUUUUUUCAAAGGGAUAUCAGGUGAGAAAAAACUCAUAAUUGAUUAAUGUAUCUGCAUUGGAAAGGAGAGGGGGGGACCUCCAAGCAUCCUAGACUGGCCGCCUUGUGCUGACCUUUGUUGAUCUUCUGUCAGCAUUAGACCAAUAUUCUUGCUGACCUCAUGUCUUCACUUCCUUUCUCCCAUCUUUCUGCCUCCCUCACGAGAGCAGACAUACUUGGAACUCUCUUUUGAGAUGCAAGAACAAGCAUAGCUUAUUGCAUCUCCACAUGUAUUUCCAACAAUAAAUAUUAGCUUGCUUAUUUUCGGAAAGCCAGAGCCUCAGUGUGAUUCUAUCCAGAGUAAAGUGUACUCCUCAAACGGGGAUUCUGUUUCAGCCCACCUUUUGACAGGGUUCAACUCCCGAUGCUAAAAUGCAGCCUGUGGGGUUGGCCACUUCUGCAGCAGCAGGAGCAUCACACAAGUAGAAUUCUGCUCAUAUAAGCUCUAGAUCCAGGCAAAUGUGUCCAACCCUGCUGCCCUAUCCUGGUUGAAGCACGGACACAUACAAGAAUCUAAAUACUCUUUAACUAUCACCUAGCUUUCCUUACUGUGUUUAUUUAGAGCAUUUGUACCCCUCUCUUCAGCCAAAAUGGCUCCAGGAGCAGCUUACAUACAACCAAUUAAAACAAGCCAGCCCCUGCUCACAAGCUUACAAUCUAAUCUUCAAACACUUCCUUCAAUUCCCCCCAAAAGUAUUUAAUAUAAUUAACACACUUUAUUACACGCACAAAAUAUUUCCUCACUAUAGAGCUUAGUAACAAGAUGCAAAUCUUGUUGAAUAACAGGAGACUUUUGUAAACGUGUUUGACCAGGUGAGUUAGACUGUUCGCAUUUGUAAGUUGAAAAUGUGUGCAAUGAAGUGUUUGAUGACAAGCCUCUCACUAGGACAAUACCAACAAACGUUGGUCCCUAUUUUCGACUGAUUCACUACUUGCACAAGAAUCAUUGCUGUCCCAUAUGCCAGAUUUAACCCAGCUCUUCUGCCAAAUAUGUGUGUCAUUGUGACAAUUCAACCAAAUAUAUACAGUUGAGUAAGAAAAGAGAACACAUGAACUUAAUUCAGAAGUCCCCCCCCCAAAAAAUAUAUCCCCUUACAAAAUACAAAAAGAAUUAGCUCACUGAAAGAACAUUUUAAAAUGAUUUAACAAGGACUAUUAAAAGACUUCAUUAAUUGCCUAAGUUCAUUAAAGACAGGAACUUAGUGGAUUACAACAGUUCAUUGAAGGCUAGGGAAGUAUUCUCAAAAGAAUACCUCGGAUUAAGCAGCAGAAUCUCAAAUAAACGCCUAUUUGAUUAAAGAAGGGACUGGAUCAGAACGCAGUAAAUAAUUCAUUAAAAACUACUGAAACUUAAUUAACCCACUUCAUUAGGCAGGAAUAAAUGAGAACAACAUUUCAUGAAGGGAUGUUAAAGACUUACUCAGAGAAUGGCGUAGAUGAAAUUCCUGUCAAACGCUAAAUGCAUUAAUAGGGAUAUAUAUAAUUCAUAUAAGCCAAUUUAGGUGGGUUUUUUCUACUACAUGAACAAAUAGUGCAUCAUUCAGGAACCUGUUCCAUCCAACUAAGGCAGGUGUGGGGGACAUUUUUGGUUCCAUAGGCCAGAUCCUUAUUAGGAUCAGCCUCACGGGUCCAAACUUGACAGUUGGGCGGGGUUGCCCAGCUGUCAGUCACAUGACACUAUUAUUGACAGUCACAUGAUUGACAGCCGGGCUAUCCUGCCCAUCUGUCAAAAUCCCUCGUGUGGGAUUGCCAAGCACCCGACAGCCACUGACCAUAGGGCUGGCAAAGUGCUUCCUUCUCCUCUCCCCUGGAAAAGACAGUAAUAGCCCAGCACCUGGCAUCGCAAACAGCAUACGGGUGGAUGAGUCAAAACCGGCAGCCAAAAGUUUCCGUGAGCGUUUCUCCUAUUCUUUCAAGCUGCCUUCGCCUUUAUAGCAAGUGUUCUUCGCUCUCUUAUGUAGUCAGUUUACUUAUUAAGCUAGUCAGCAUAUAAAACCGUUUCAUCUGCUUCACUUGGAUAUCUCAAGUUACCUCGUUAAAGUUGUCAUAAAACAGUAUGUAACCAGAACAGGCAAACUUGCCCUCCCAGUUUCCGUUCCAAGGGUGAUAUUUAUAUGGCAGAAGAGAGCUCCAACAGCUCUUCCAGCUCCCCAAAGGGGGGCUUACUUGUCUGCCUUUCCACAGUGACAUGGCACUUCACUUUCUUUUAUCUCUUACCAAGCAAGAGACAUUCAUUUUCAAGACAGGUGCUGGCUGGACACAGCGACUUGCAUCUUGCUGGUCCUGUGGAGCAAGGUCCUCCCGUUAACCACAUUGCACCCUGUGUAUGAAUUUUGGAGAACACAAAAUCAAAUUGACAUUGAUAAAACCAAAUAGAGGACUGUACUUGUGACUUAUGACAAACCUAGACAGCAUCUUAAAAAGCAGUGACAUCACCUUGCCAACAAAGGUCCGUACAGUAAAAGCUAUGGUUUUCCCAGUAGUGAUGUAUGGAAGUGAGAGCUGGACCAUAAAGAAGGCUGAUCGCUGAAGAAUUGAUGCUUUUGAAAUAUGGUGCUGGAGGAGACUCUUGAGAGUCCCAUGGACUGCAAGAAGAUCAAACCUCUCCAUUCUUAAGGAAAUCAGCCCUGAGUGCUCUCUGGAAGGACAGAUCGUGAAGCUGAGGCUCCAAUACUUUGGCCACCUCAUGAGAAGAGAAGACUCCCUGGAAAAGACCCUGAUGUUGGAAAAGAUGGAGGGCACAAGGAGAAGGGGAUGGCAGAGGACAAGAUGGUUGGACAGUGUUCUCGAAGCUACCAGCAUGAGUUUGACCAAACUGCGGGAGGCAGUGGAAGACAGGAGUGCCUGGCGUGCUCUGGUCCAUGGGGUCACGAAGAGUCGGACACGACUAAACGACUAAACAACAACUUGUGACUUCCCGAUCCCAUGCCAGUCGCUUAUGGCAAAAACGACUUCUGGUGCUCCAACAGAGGCCUGGGUUUUAUGCCCACUUUUGGCAAGAAAUCAAUUUCUCUUGGCUUGUAACUGAAACGGGGCAGGACGAGGGGUGUUGGCACUCCAGUGUUCUGUUUUUAACUAGAUGUAUUACUCAUCCAUCCAUUUCCCCACCCCACAUAUGGCUAUUAGAGCAUACAAAAUAGUUCAGGUAGCGCCUCAUGAGCCAGUAAUUUUUAAAAAAAGUUUGGAUGUCAAACUUACAAGUUGCAUAGAACCAUUCCUCAGGCUGUAAAAUCUGUAUUGUUUUCUGAAAGUGUUCUGGAAGCAUGGAAGCUUGCCACCCUGAAACGCACGCAAUCGACCCAAUUGAAUCUGAAUUGCUUUAGAUCCCGUUGUCUCUUCCUAUAACAGCAGCACAGCAACAUAUCUUGAAACUACCAUGGCUGCCCGCAGUCUCCCCACUCUGGCCACACCCUUACUGUUUUGUGGGGGUAACUGACCUGCCCUUCCCUGUUACCCACCCUUGUUUGGGCGAUUUGUUCUCCCUUGGUGAGGAAAAUCACGCACAUGCCUUAUCAUUGCCCAGCCCUUCACCUGCCUUUGCCUCGGCCAUGAUAGGUUCCAGAUGUUCCCAGUGCUGCAUAAUGAUUGCCAGAUGUUGCUGAGCCGUUAAAUCCUCUACAGCUUGGGAACUUACCCAGCUGCAGACUCCCAGCGCCUGCCUCGGCCCCUGGGGUUAGCUCGCUCCGAGCUGGGAAGCCACUUGGAAUGGCGGAGAGCCGAGCAGAAAACGCAGCGAUGGAGGGAUUGGCAAAAAGAAAUAUCCUCUGUUUCCCUCCCCUACUUGUCUUAAUUAAUCGCCGAGCCUCUCUCUCUCUCCCUCUCCCACUCUAGGGUGGCGCAGGCCUAUGUGAACCAAAGGAAGCUCGACCACGAAGUGAAGACAUUGCAGAUCCAGGCUGCCCAGUUUGCCAAACAGACCGGCCAGUGGAUCAGCAUGGUGGAAAACUUCAAUCAGGCUCUGAAGGUCGGUGGGAUAGCUGCUCCUACGGGGGAGGCACAUAUCUUGCACAGUAACCUCAAGAUUAGCCUAAAAGUUACAACAGGACUCGAUGGGUGAUGGGAGGUGAGGUUUGGGGAUGGGGAAGCAUGGCUGGGUUUGCGCAGAGAACAAGGGAGAGAAAGGGGCUCGUGGGCAAUAAAGGAGAAUGGAUUGGGGCAGGCUUUGGUGUGUGCCAGAACAAUUGAAGUAAUAACAAAUUAGCCCUUGAGUAUUGCGGCUUGCUGAGUAGUCGCAGUUUGUCCCUGACAUCUGAGGCAGUAGGUGAUCAUAGAAUCAGAGUUGGAAGGGACCCUGAAGGUCAUGUGGUCCAAUCCCCUGCGAUGCAGGAAUAUCAAAUAAAUGGCUCAGUUGGUUAGAGUGUGGUGCUGAUAAUUGCCAAGGCUGCAGGUUCGAUCCCCAUAUAGGACAACUGCGCAUUCCUGCAUUUCAGGUGCUUUGACUAGAUGAUUCUUGGGGUCCCUUCCAACUCGACAAUGCCAUGUUUCUGAAGCCUCCAUGACAGGUGACUAUCCAGCCUCUGCUUAAAAACCUCCAAGGAAGGAGAGUCCACCACUUUCCAAGGGAGUCCAUUCCUCUUGCUGUCAGAAAGUUAUUCCUGAUUGUCUGAGAGGGAUGCCACAGUGUAUUAAGCCUUUACCUGCAAGGGAGAACAUGAAAGUAUGCAUGGGGAAGCAGAGAAUGAGAAAACACCUGGUUGGAAUUAAGGAGGGUGAGACACGUUGGGGAAACCCAAGAGCCUGCAUAUUCCAAUUCACAGCUUUUGUGCCGAAACAGUAUAGACUCCGUGAUUAUAGGAUUCUAGUCAUGGAGCACACUUUGUGCUGCUUCCAGUUAUAGGUGCUCCUGACAAUAAUCAGUUGGAGAGCUCCACCUGCUGGGCAUGGGGCUGCCCAUGUUAUCAACUCGGCAAGAGAGACAAAAUAAUCAGAAUAUGUUAUCCCCACAGAAUUGUAUAUAUGUGUGGAAUUUGUAUCUGGUACAGUUUUCCACCCUAAAUGUUGCAUGGAGAAAUUUAUUUAAAGCUGCCAUAUAGAGCUGUUUAAAAACCCACAAUAUAUAGCUGUAGUGUCUUGUGGAAUUGUUCUCAAAGAUAAUAGUAUAACGUUCUGGGACAUUAAUUGGAAGUGUUAGCAUGUCUGGUCAUGCCUGAUCCUGGCAGAGACUGCUAGUAUAUUUAGUUCUUCUCCUGUACCUUAGUUAGCCAUUUCAUCUAUUGAAAUAAAGUCUCAAGCAAUUGAAAUUAUUGAAAGUUGCUUGUUAACGGUAAUUCUUAAUACAGUGCUGUCAAUUUACAUGGCAUUUUGCAAAGUAGUAUAAGCAAGAGAGAUGAGUCUCUGUCCCAGUGAGACCACAGUCUUUUUGUCUGUAGUGUAGGAGACAACAAGGAUAAACUUGGGCAAAUGCAUUAAGCUUGAUGGAAAAAGUGAGGGCUUCAAGGAGGAAUUUGGAGAAAGAAAAAGGCUGCAUAAAGAGGAAGGAACCAAAGGAGGAUCGCAGAGAAGUUAGGCCAAAUCAGAGAACUCAAACUGUACACAGUGUGCUUUGAACUCACCCGAAAUCUUCCUGCCCUAACUGGGUGUCUGGGAGUAAGAUUGAGGGCAGGUGGAGAAACAGGGUGCAUGCCGUUUGAUACGCAAAGAGAUGAGUGUUUUGACUGUGACUUCUUCUUUCCGGCAGGAGAUUGGCGACGUGGAAAACUGGGCACGUAGCAUUGAAAUGGACAUGCGGACCAUUGCCACGGCCCUAGAGUACGUUUACAAAGGGCAGCUGCAGCCAUCCACCUCCUGA